Molecule: messenger RNA, 1091 nt
Organism: Diprion similis
Lineage: Eukaryota; Metazoa; Arthropoda; Insecta; Hymenoptera; Diprionidae
Exons: 1
Coding region: 16-981 (321 amino acids)
Source: RefSeq, a predicted model, not a curated record
CGGGGGUUCACAAAAAUGUCUGCAAUUGUUGGUGAAGACGCUAUGGCGCCGACGACACAUCGAGGGUUAUCGGAUUGGUGGAACGAGGAGACUGAGUAUGUGUUCCAAAGGAUCGAGGAAUGGGCCGCUUUAGCACGAGGCUACAACCGCCUCAGAUCGCAGAGGUAUUCUCGAGGGCGUCUGACCAUGAGAGACGAGCCAGUCGACACCAACUGGAACAUUUCAGCGAACAAGCUCGUGGUGGGGGACUGCGAGUCUUUGAGUCCACGUUUUUAUAGACUGGAACGUUCGUGGAGACGAAAAUCCAGGCCAGAAGAAGUGCGUAUCAACUGUUGCGGCAGCCUGAAUUACCAAUCGAACAAUCGUGUGGAUAGCCAGUGCCUGGAGGAGUACAGAUACGACCACAGCAUUUACUUCAAAACGAUCGGCGACAUCCGUGGCAGAAAUCGAAACCGGAAUUGCAGUCUUAAGCGGGCUGAGAGUCCCAAAACCGUGGGGGAAAUCGAAUGUCACCGAUGCGAUGACGAACGUAGCGAAAAAUCACCGCCUGCAUUUAGCGGGAAAAGUGCCCUUCACGAUGAUGAUCAGCCGUCGAACGCUGCUGGUUCCCAAGUUUGGCCUAUCACUGAUUUGACACAGAUGAACUUGGAAGCCGACGAAAGUCGACGCUAUUUGAACGAUGAGUUAGAAGGGGAUCUACAGAAUGAUAAUUACUGCAGCAGUGAGGAUAAUCUUAAUAAUAAUAAUCAUGUAAAUAAUGGCGUACAGUGUGACGGUAAUUCGAUAACGCGGAAAACUGAUCAACAGUUGUCACUAAAGCAGCGAUUAGUCAGUAUUCGGAGAACCAGACAAUCUCCCCGAAAAGUAUCUCAGCCGACGAUAACUGGAGACAACAAUGUUGUUUGGCCUGGAGUUCUACUUAAUUACACAAAAAAAGGUGAUGUUAUCUGUUCGCCGCAUCGUCAGUCGAUCAAAAAAUAGUCAUAUGGUAAAUUAUUAAUGUCUCGUGUAGUAUGUAGAAGUGAAAGUUUGUAUAAUAAAUGCAGAGUCCAUACCUGGUUGAUCAUGUAAUCAUAAUAUCUGUAAACAAU